Messenger RNA from Nilaparvata lugens (brown planthopper), 522 nucleotides. Its product is annotated as craniofacial development protein 2-like. The coding region runs from base 1 to 522 and encodes 173 amino acids. The record is from RefSeq and is a predicted model, not a curated record. Lineage: Eukaryota; Metazoa; Arthropoda; Insecta; Hemiptera; Delphacidae. The transcript has a single exon. Gene Ontology annotation, molecular function: catalytic activity.
AUGUUGCAAGCAGGAAAGAUGGCUGAGAUUAGUAAUGAAGUGAAGAGAUGCAAGAUGGAUGUGGUGGCGCUGCAGGAGGUUAGAUGGAAGGGCUCUGGAAGGAUAGAUAAGAAGGAUUAUAGUGUGUUGUAUAGUGGCAAUGAGGAACGAGCUGGUAGACAUGGUACAGCCCUCAUUAUAAAUGCAAAAGUAAGGCAUCGACUUUUAGCUUUCUGGCCAGUCUCAGAGCGUAUGUGCAAGAUAAGAAUAAAGGGACGUUUCAGGAAUCUGACAAUAAUUUCUGCAUAUGCACCUACUGAAGAAGCCACAGAUGAGGACAAAGAUACAUUCUAUGAAAGUUUGGCUAGGGAAUGCGCAAAAGCCCCAAAGUAUGACAUGUUGGUAGUGCUUGGCGACUUCAAUGCAAAGGUUGGGAAGGAGCCAUUUUUGAAAGGAGUGUCAGGGAAGCACACACUGCAUAAAGAGACAAGUGAAAAUGGAAGAAGACUAAAUAAAGAAGGGCUGAGAAGCCAAGGGGUAUAA